AUGCAGAUUGUCUCUGAGGAUGUACUUGCCAUAGAGCGGGUCAACGAGACCCUGGUGAGAGAGUUCAUCUUCCUUGGCUUCUCAUCCCUGGCCAGGCUGCAGCCGCUGCUCUUCGUGAUCUUCCUGCUCCUCUACCUGUUCACGCUGGGCACCAAUGCCAUCGUCGUUUCCACCACCGUGCUGGACAGAGCCCUUCACAUCCCCAUGUACUCCUUCCUCGCCGUCCUCUCCUGCUCCGAGACUUGCUACACCUUCGUCAUUGUACCCAAGAUGCUGGUCGACCUGCUGGCCCCGAAGAAGACCAUCUCCUUCCUGGGCUGUGCCAUCCAGAUGUCUGCCUUCCUCUUCCUCGGCUGCUCCCACUCUUUCCUGCUGGCAGCCAUGGGCUACGAUCGCUACGUGGCCAUCUGUGACCCCCUGCGCUACUCAGUGCUCAUGGGCCGUGGGGCGUGCGUGGGGCUGGUGGCUGCGGCCUGUGCCUGUGGCUUCACAAUUGCACAGAUCAUCACGUCCCUGGUAUUUCACCUGCCCUUCCACUCCUCCAACCAACUUCACCACUUCUUCUGUGACAUCCGUCCUGUCCUCAAGGUGGCUUCUCACCAGACCCACCUCAGUCAGAUUGUCAUCUUCAUGCUCUGUGCCCUGGUCCUGGUAAUCCCCCUGUUACUGAUUUUGGUUUCCUAUAUUUGCAUCAUCUCUGCCGUACUCCAAUUUCCUUCCCCCUUAGGCAGGUGCAAAGCUUUCUCCACCUGUGCUUCUCACCUCAUUGUUGUCACUGUCCAUUAUGGCUGUGCCUCCUUUAUUUACUUACGGCCUAAGUCCAACUACUCCUCAAGCCAAGAUGCUCUUAUAUCGGUGUCCUAUACUAUCCUCACUCCGUUGUUCAAUCCGACAAUUUACAGCUUGAGAAAUAAAGAGUUGCGAUCAGCUCUUCGUAGAGUUGUGGGGAGAGCUAUUUCCCUGCGACAACAUUAA
Messenger RNA from Manis pentadactyla (Chinese pangolin), 975 nucleotides. RefSeq names its product olfactory receptor 10K2. Gene Ontology annotation, molecular function: G protein-coupled receptor activity; olfactory receptor activity. NCBI's taxonomy places the organism in Eukaryota, Metazoa, Chordata, Mammalia, Pholidota, Manidae. Bases 1 to 975 code for a protein of 324 amino acids. The record is from RefSeq and is a predicted model, not a curated record. The transcript is spliced from 2 exons. Gene Ontology annotation, biological process: G protein-coupled receptor signaling pathway. Gene Ontology annotation, cellular component: membrane.